Messenger RNA from Varanus komodoensis (Komodo dragon), 1722 nucleotides. RefSeq names its product olfactory marker protein (gene OMP). Bases 376 to 855 code for a protein of 159 amino acids. The record is from RefSeq and is a predicted model, not a curated record. The transcript has 2 exons. Lineage: Eukaryota; Metazoa; Chordata; Lepidosauria; Squamata; Varanidae. Gene Ontology annotation, cellular component: cytosol; neuronal cell body; nucleus. Gene Ontology annotation, biological process: signal transduction; sensory perception of smell.
CUCCAUCCCCUUCCCCCUGAGCUUCCAUAGAUUGGCCUCCUUGCACACUGCGCACGGGAACGGUUGCCAGGCGGGUUGCCGGGGAGGCUCACAUCAGGGACCGCAUCCCUAUAGAUUUUGCACCGGGCGUGGGUCUGCUGCUCCUCCUGCAAGCGAGACGAGGGCACCCAGAGGAAACCCCCCGAGGGCGCUUCGCGUCACCAGCCCGGGUUGCCUAGCACUGCCGGGACGGGAGAGGAUGCAGCAGAGCCGGCGGAGUCUGCAAGCAUUUCUCGCCUGCUCCGCUCGUUGGCCGGCCGGCCGGGAAGCUGCGCGUGCUGCAGGCCCUCACCGAGGAGGAGGAGGAGGAGGAGGAGGAGGACACGGGCAGCGGCUAUGGCUUCGGAGGCCGCCGAGCUGGAGCUGCCGCUGGUGCAGGACGCGCAGCUGACCAAGUGCAUGAAGCUGCGGGUGCAGAGCCUCCAGCAGAGGAACCAGAAGCCCCAGGACGGCGAGAAGUUGCUGCAAGCCAACGAGUUCGUCUACCGGGUGGACUUCUCCCACCAGCACAAGCUCCGCUUCCUGCGCUGGAACAUCCGGCUGGAGAAGCCGGGCAAGGUGACCGUGACGGGCACCUCUCAGCUCUGGACGCCGGACCUCACCAACCUCAUGCGGAGGCAGCUGCUGGAGCCGGCGGCGGUCUUUUGGAAGAAGGCCGGGGCCCAGGAGGUGGAAUGCAACGAGGCCGACGCGCUGGAAUUUGGGGAGAGGCUGGUGGAGCUAGCCAAAAUCCGGAAGGUGAUGUAUUUUCUUCUAGCAUACGCCGAUGGGCUUGAGCCAGGCCACGUCACGUGCUCGGUGGUGUUCAAAGCCUGAAUUUUGACCGGGCUCGGUCUCCUUUGCCAUCCUGGCUUUUUCCUGCUUUCAUUUCCUGCUCCUGGCUCUGCGCCUCGUGUGUCUUUGAAGGCAGACUAGACAGCAGGGCUGAAAUGCAAGCUGAGUUCGGCCGCCCCGCUUUGCUCCCAGCAGGUGCCCCCGUGGCCGGCAUCUACGAGCCAUUCGGACCACUGAAAACGCUUCUGCAACUCUCGGACUAGGAAGGCUGCGCUGCUUUUUAAAAUUGCAUAGAAGCUUGGCUUGCAACUUUAGAAGUGCUUAAAAGUCACAGAUGCGAUCCUGUUUGAAGUUUUGGAAUGGCCCUGUGAAAUCCAUAGAAUACAUAGGGAAGGGACCCUGUGAUAAUCCCGGAAGCCUACCCAGCAGGGCUGCCUGCGAAGAAAAGUAGGAGUUCCUAGAAUUGGUGGCUCAGCGCACCAAUUCUUUACACCAGGAGUCUUGGAAUCUGUGUGCCACUGAGCAAGCUCCAAAGCAUGAAGAAUAUCCUCUAUUAUGGAUCAGGAGCCUGGAUAGAACCCUGAAGAUCUUAAGUUUCUUUUACCUUGUCAAUGCAAGUCACUAGUCCUCAUGUUUGUCAAGAGAAACCUGAAAUAUAAAUAAAGCAAGGGAUGAGUCUUGCAGGAGCUAUUCACUGUUUCCUGUUGUCCCCAUAUCCACAUGCACUCGAAUCUUAUUUUCUCCACUGCUACUCCCACCUGGAGCACUUUAACUACGGAAAGUGUUAGAAAGAUGCCUCUUUCACCCCCUCCCCCUUCUUAUUCCUGUCCUCUUAUUUUUCAAACAAGGAACCAGUUGAUCUUCCAGUGGAUCUGUGUGCAUAACUGGAGUUGAAUUGAGUCUCCCAAG